This is a messenger RNA of Colletotrichum spaethianum, 213 nucleotides long. RefSeq lists its product as uncharacterized. Lineage: Eukaryota; Fungi; Ascomycota; Sordariomycetes; Glomerellales; Glomerellaceae. Bases 1 to 213 code for a protein of 70 amino acids. The record is from RefSeq and is a predicted model, not a curated record. The transcript has a single exon.
AUGCUAGCUGGCAUCUUCGAGAUCAUACAGACAGAAUGUAGGCAGCACAUAAACAUUAAGAUCUAUGAAAACAACGUACUGGCCAAGGCAGACAUGCUGGCGACAAGCGCGAUCAAGUGGAUGCGCCAAUUCCGCACCUCUGGCGGAUCAAGCGUGCCAGACGCGUGGGUGCUGAAGAAGCCCAUGCUGGGCAAGGAAGACAGAAAGGCUUGA